GAAAAAGUAGGGCUUGCAAGAUCCACCUUUGAAACACAUACACAUUCUCCUUUUUCUUUCACUCUCCUCAACUCCACGGCCACACACCGAGGAGUUUGAGAAACCCUAAAAAAAGCCUCCAAAAAAUUCUCUCGUCCUUCUCACUAAAUCCUUCAAUCAACCUUUCAAUUCAGUCAUGGCAGGCGCUGCACCAGAAGGUUCCCAGUUUGACACUCGUCACUUUGAUUCCAAAAUGAACGAGCUACUUUCUACUGAUGGACAGGAUUUUUUCACAUCGUAUGAUGAAGUUUAUGAUAGUUUUGACGCUAUGGGUUUGCAAGAAAAUCUUUUAAGAGGCAUCUAUGCAUAUGGUUUUGAAAAACCAUCUGCAAUUCAGCAACGGGGAAUUGUUCCAUUCACCAAGGGUCUCGACGUAAUUCAGCAAGCUCAAUCAGGAACAGGAAAGACCGCAACCUUUUGCUCCGGCAUUCUUCAACAACUUGAUUAUAACGUAGUUGAGUGUCAGGCUUUGGUUUUAGCUCCAACGCGUGAACUUGCACAGCAAAUUGAGAAGGUUAUGCGCGCCCUAGGUGACUACCUUGGUGUUAAGGUUCAUGCUUGUGUUGGUGGGACCAGUGUUCGUGAGGAUCAGCGGAUUCUUUCAGCUGGGGUCCACGUUGUUGUUGGUACUCCUGGACGUGUUUUUGACAUGCUUAGGAGGCAGUCGUUACGUUCUGAUUAUAUCAAAAUGUUUGUGUUGGAUGAAGCUGAUGAAAUGCUUUCAAGAGGUUUCAAGGAUCAGAUCUAUGAUAUCUUUCAGCUGUUACCUUCAAAGGUCCAGGUCGGUGUGUUUUCUGCAACUAUGCCACCAGAAGCUCUAGAAAUCACAAGAAAGUUUAUGAACAAACCUGUAAGAAUUCUCGUGAAGCGUGAUGAAUUAACCCUAGAAGGUAUCAAACAAUUUUAUGUCAAUGUCGAAAAAGAAGAGUGGAAGCUCGAAACUCUAUGCGAUCUUUACGAAACUCUAGCAAUUACCCAAAGUGUCAUUUUUGUCAACACCCGGCGAAAGGUUGACUGGUUGACCGACAAAAUGCGUAGCCGAGACCACACAGUCUCCGCCACUCACGGUGACAUGGACCAAAACACCCGUGACAUCAUCAUGCGAGAAUUCCGUUCGGGUUCCUCACGUGUUCUGAUCACCACUGAUCUUUUGGCACGUGGGAUUGACGUACAGCAAGUGUCACUUGUGAUCAAUUAUGAUCUUCCAACUCAGCCUGAAAACUAUCUUCAUCGUAUUGGACGUAGUGGUCGGUUUGGGAGGAAGGGUGUUGCGAUCAACUUUGUGACUUUAGACGAUGAACGGAUGCUUGCGGAUAUUCAGAAGUUUUAUAAUGUGGUGGUUGAGGAAUUGCCAUCUAAUGUUGCUGAUCUGAUUUAGAAAAGAUUUUGAGAUGUUUGGUUUGUUUGUUUGUUUUGUUAUAAGUAAGAGAUCAAAAGUUAGAACUUUUUUUAAAUCCUUUGGUUUUGGCUGUUUUAAGUUAUUUAUUAUUAUUAUUGUCAUGACUCUGGCCUUUGGGUGUUAUAAGAUAUUUGAAACUUAUGUUUGUACCCUAAAUUUUCAAGUGCAAGUAUUUCUGUAA
Messenger RNA from Helianthus annuus (common sunflower), 1619 nucleotides. RefSeq names its product eukaryotic initiation factor 4A-15. NCBI's taxonomy places the organism in Eukaryota, Viridiplantae, Streptophyta, Magnoliopsida, Asterales, Asteraceae. The transcript has 5 exons. Gene Ontology annotation, cellular component: cytoplasmic stress granule. Gene Ontology annotation, molecular function: translation initiation factor activity; ATP binding; RNA helicase activity. The record is from RefSeq and is a predicted model, not a curated record. Bases 176 to 1417 code for a protein of 413 amino acids. Gene Ontology annotation, biological process: cytoplasmic translational initiation.